AUGAGUCCUAGUGAAAAUAUCAAACUUGCAGAGAAGAAUUUUCAAAAAGAUAAAGACUUUGCAAAGGCAAUGCAUGGUAAAACCACUGAAGGUGGUGGUUUGAGUGCUUUAACAGGUAAGAAUCAGGAGGCAAGUGCAGUUGCAAUUGAAGGUUACUUUAAGCAUUGGGAUGGUAAGACCAGUGAGGAGGCUGAGAAGUCUAGAUUGGAAGAUUAUUCUGCGUUAACCAAGCAUUAUUACAAUUUGGUUACUGAUUUCUACGAAUACGGAUGGGGUGCGUCAUUCCAUUUCUGUAGGUUCUUCAAAGGUGAGCCAUUCAGACAAGCCAUUGCUAGACACGAACAUUACUUGGCAUACAAGAUUGGGAUUGAUGAGAAUAUGAAAGUUUUGGAUGUUGGUUGUGGUGUUGGAGGACCAGCAAGGGAAAUCCAAAGAUUUACUGGAUGUUCAGUUACAGGAUUAAACAACAAUGACUAUCAAAUCGAGAGGGCUAACAAUUGGGCAAAGGCCAAUGGCUUAGAAGAUAAGCUGAAUUUUGUCAAGGGUGAUUUUAUGCAAAUGGACUUUGAACCUGAGAGCUUUGAUGCUGUUUAUGCAAUCGAGGCGACUGUUCAUGCUCCAGUGUUAGAAGGUGUUUAUAGUGAAAUCUACAAGGUCUUAAAGCCUGGUGGAAAAUUUGGUGUUUACGAAUGGGUGAUGACUGAUGCAUAUGACGAAACUAACGAAGAACAUAGGAAAAUUGCAUAUGGUAUUGAGGUUGGUGAUGGUAUUCCAAAAAUGUACAAGAAGGAAGUUGCAGAAAAGGCAUUGAAGAAUGUUGGAUUUGAGAUUUUGUAUGAGAAUGAUUUGGCUGAUAAUAACGAUGAGAUCCCAUGGUAUGCACCAUUGGCAGGUGAUUGGAAGUACGUUCAGAAUGUUGCAGACCUAUGGACCUAUUUCAGAACGUCUGCAUUUGGUAGAAAAGUUACUACAUUAGCUGUUGGUACUUUGGAGACUUUACGUUUAGCACCAAAGGAUUCUGUUAAGGUUACUGAAGCGUUGGAAGAUGCUGCAGUUUCAUUAGUCGAAGGUGGUAAGCAAAAGCUGUUUACCCCGAUGAUGUUAUACGUUGUUCAAAAACCUUUGAAAGAGGAAAGCUAG
This is a messenger RNA of Pichia kudriavzevii, 1140 nucleotides long. RefSeq lists its product as uncharacterized. The transcript has a single exon. Gene Ontology annotation, molecular function: sterol 24-C-methyltransferase activity. Lineage: Eukaryota; Fungi; Ascomycota; Pichiomycetes; Pichiales; Pichiaceae. Gene Ontology annotation, cellular component: endoplasmic reticulum. The record is from RefSeq and is a predicted model, not a curated record. Gene Ontology annotation, biological process: ergosterol biosynthetic process. The coding region runs from base 1 to 1140 and encodes 379 amino acids.